AUGGAUACCAGAGAGAAAGCCCUUGCAAACCUCCAUGCGGCGGGCCUAAGCGAUAUCCUCUACCUUCCCAGCAGCGAUGUAUACAGCGCCCGUGUCGAGUCAUACUGGUCACUAACGGCGCAAUUAAAACCAUGGGCAAUCGUCCGACCGCGAAACACAGAAGAGGUCUCCAAGGCUGUCAAAGCUAUAGUUGCGACGCCAGAUGUGAAGUUUGCCAUCCGAAGUGGCGGACACAUGCAAUGGCCCGGCGCAAACAAUAUUGUCAAUGGGAUCACCAUCGACCUGGGUCUCAUGAACAGCACGACGUACGAUCCGGAAACGGGAAUUGCGUCGAUACAACCAGGCGGUACGUGGGCGAAGUCUUAUCAAGAACUGGAGAAGCAGGGGCGCAUGGUCGCUGGUGGCCGCGAAGGAAAAGUCGGUAUAGGCGGUUUACUAACAGGCGGGGGAAAGACAUUUUAUACAUGCCGUAACGGAUUUGCGUGCGACCAGGUCGUCAAUUAUGAACUCGUUCUCGCCGACGGCUCUAUCUCUAAUGCCAAUUCCACCACGAAUCCAGACCUUUUCCGUGCCCUCAAAGGUGGCGGGAAUAACUUCGGUGUCGUCACGCGCUUCGAUAUGACGACUUUCUCAGCCGUAGAUGUCUGGGAUUGUACGAUAACGUAUCCAAAAAAGGCGACGUUGCAGCUUUCAGAGGCCAUCGUGGAUCUGACGAAGAACCUUGCCGCUUACCCCGAUGAUCAUAUAUUGGCGAUGUGGACGUAUCUACCGAAGACGGAAGAGCACUUUGUUAUGGUGAAUAUGAUGAAUCUUGAAGGCGUGAAGGAAGCGAGAACAUUGGAAAAGUUCCUGGGCAUUCCGGAACAGAUGAAUAGGGUCGAUACGACUGUGUCAGUUGCGACGAAGCUGACUUCGUUUGUUGUCCCUUCGGGGAAGUAUGAUACAUGGUACACUACAACAUUUAAAGCCGACCCACAGAUCAUCCUAAAAAGCGCCUCUGUCUUCGAAUCACUAGUCUCAGCUCUCAAGAACCAGGUCCCAUACUCAAACUUCUACACUCAGAUUGUCCUUCAGCCUCUCCCUGUCUCAUUCGGUGCACACUCCACAGCCCGUGGUGGAAAUAUGAUGGGUCUCGAUCAAAUGAAGGUUGAUUGCGUCCUUCUGGUCUGGGCGGUUGAGGUUGACACGCCCGAGCUGAAUGCGAAUGUUGCCGGCCCGACUCUGAAGAGUGCCAUUGAGAAGAUUGAGACGUAUGCGAGGAGUGUGAAGGGGGAUGUAGGUUUCCGAUAUCUAAACUACUGUGAUAAGGAGCAAGAUGCGCUGGGGAGCUAUGGUGAGGAGAAUGUGAGGCAUAUGAAGGAGGUUGCGGUAUUUUCUGAGAAAGUCGCAGAGGACGUUGUGCGCCUAAGCUAA
This is a messenger RNA of Aspergillus nidulans FGSC A4, 1413 nucleotides long. RefSeq lists its product as uncharacterized. NCBI's taxonomy places the organism in Eukaryota, Fungi, Ascomycota, Eurotiomycetes, Eurotiales, Aspergillaceae. Bases 1 to 1413 code for a protein of 470 amino acids. The transcript has 6 exons. Gene Ontology annotation, molecular function: flavin adenine dinucleotide binding; FAD binding. The record is from RefSeq and is a predicted model, not a curated record.